AUGACCAUUUCGCUGUUGAUGGGCUUCCGCAGCCAUCUACUUCAAGGCACUUUCGACGGGAGGGCAGUAGCCUACGAGUCGAGGCUUCGCCGUCCGUCGUGCAUCAGCCAGUACCACGCAGAAUCUGGUGUUCAUUUUUCCGAGAUCGAAAGCACUGCCGGGGAGAUUGGGCAACGUCCUGCACCAGCCGUUGCUCCCUCAGAGAUGAGAGAUGAUCAGCGUUGGCAGAACAUGCUCAAAGCGAUGGAGGGGCAUUCCGAGAAUGUUGAAGAACAGCACCUUGACAAGUCUGGCGCCUAUCCGCAAAUCAGUCCUGGCAUCAGCGAGUUACUACGCACGAGCACAUCGCCAGUCUCAAGCAUGAAAAUGGGGGAGGGGCAUGAGGCGAUAUAUGACGGCGACUCAAUGAGCAACGAUUCCGAAAGCACAAAGCCAGAAAUGAGAGACAAAGUUAUCUACGGACCCAGAUUCGAUUAUCCACCUAUGAGUACUUCUUCUGACACCCGACAGCCCGAUUCCCGCCAAGAAUCGAGCGAGGCAGAUGACCAGGCGCUUGCAGCUAUCGGAAAUAUAUCGCAAAGCUACCAUACGUCGGAUUUUUCCGGCUCUUCAAUGCGGUCAUCACCUCCCCAGCAGCUUGCAACGGAUGCGAACUCGCCUCUCCGUGCUUUCCCGGAAGAAAAUGACCUCGAUGACCAGCCUACGGAUGAAGAGCCACGCAUUAUCAUCCGCGAUCAUUCAUCUGACGAAGACUUAGGCAACUUUGCACCCCAUGUUCGAAGCUUGGGAAGGGAUCACGAGAUCCGGGACGGCCGAUUGACCAGCGAGACGAAGUUGGACCUCGACAGCACUGCACAGCCUGACGAACUUCAGAAGCCUAUGUUUGCGUUUCAGAUCAUCCAGCCGGAAGGGAAUGAACCUCCGCUAGUGGUUGACAAGGCGCAAAGGGAAGCAGAAGAGGAGACUGCAUGGAUGAACUUCAUAUUUGACGGUGACAUCGACGAUGCUGAAAAGGCUGCAUUUCAAGAGGCGGCGCAAGAGGCGGCGCGAGUCAUACGGCCUUCCAGCAGUGUUUCCGAGACCCCGAUUGAUAAUUCAACCACUUCGUGCUCAAAUCACUAUGCGGAGACAGUGGCGACCUGUGGCACGUCGAUCUUCCGGGGAGCAAACGGCAAUGUUUUCUCCUCGAGGUUCUCUCCCGAUCCACACUUCGGCCAUCCUGCCAAAAGGACCCCGUUUCCUCCAAAGUUCUCCUCAGAUCCUGACCUGAAACUUUCGAGUGCUGUUGCGGAAAGGAAGCAUCAGACAUAUCACGAUCACUCAGAGACUUACCGACACAGUAUUCCAGAUGACGAGACAUCAAUGAGAGGAGCUUCAUCACAGCCCGGUUACUCUUCACGCACCACCAUUGACAACAUGACUGAUGGCGCUGCUUCGCAACUAACCAUAGACAAUGCCUCAAUUAUCGCCCAAGCCCCUCAAUCAGAGGCGAGCGAGGAAGCUGCUUUCACAUUUACACAGCCCAAGAAUUUCAUUGGCAGUCGAGUUACCUCAGCAGUCCCAAUGUUGAUGACAUUGCGCAGCACCAAGUCAGGUGCACCAAAGAAACCCAGCAAAGGACGCAAGAAAGGGGGCCAUCAGCCGCAGGCAAAGAGAUCUCAACUCCACAAAGAUGGCAGCGCUUUCAUUCGGGCUCUUCCCAACUACAACGAUGAUCCAAUUGAUGGUUCAGAUGAUUAA
Colletotrichum gloeosporioides is the source of this 1740-nucleotide messenger RNA. RefSeq lists its product as uncharacterized. NCBI's taxonomy places the organism in Eukaryota, Fungi, Ascomycota, Sordariomycetes, Glomerellales, Glomerellaceae. The transcript is spliced from 2 exons. The record is from RefSeq and is a predicted model, not a curated record. Bases 1 to 1740 code for a protein of 579 amino acids.